This is a messenger RNA of Drosophila willistoni, 560 nucleotides long. RefSeq lists its product as uncharacterized. Lineage: Eukaryota; Metazoa; Arthropoda; Insecta; Diptera; Drosophilidae. The coding region runs from base 1 to 543 and encodes 180 amino acids. The record is from RefSeq and is a predicted model, not a curated record. The transcript has 2 exons.
AUGCUUUUCAAUUUAAUAAAAAUCGUUUUUCUGUUCAUGGUGGCACCUCAGUGCUUUGGCGGAAAUAAUUAUGACUUCAGACUUGAAUCGUUUCUGGCCAUUAAAGGCGAAGAAGAAACUUUGGCCGACUUUCAAAAUAUCAAGUUAAUUGGACGCGAACGAGCUCUUAACGGAUCCUUUUCUGUUGGAAUUGACCUCACCGAUGAUAUAUUAUGCUCCUUUGAAGCAUUUGUGUUUAGAGAUGGCAAUUGGAAUUUACUUCCAUAUGCGGCAAAGGAUAUAACUUUUUGCGAACUAGCAAAAAAAUUAUUAUUUGCAUAUUUAAACCCUGCAGAUUAUAAUACAAACUUUCCACAAACAAUAGAGGGCUAUUGCCCCGGACGUGCGGGUGAAUAUUGGAUUAUCGAAGCAAAAAUUGAUACUAACAAUUGGGUAUCAUUUAUGAGGCGCGGUAUGUCAAAAUUUCGUUUUCAUGUUUUCAAGAAUGGCAAAAUAGUUGGUGGAUUUGAAUUGGUUGGAAAUAUAGUUGAUCGUGUAUUUUAAAAUGAAUUAAUUAUGUA